AUGCCGUGUCAUAUCCCCUCCACCCACCGCUUUCCUCCAGCAAUGGGAGAGGCUUUGCGGGAUCGCAGAGCAGCCGCCCUGCUGCCCAGGAGCUGCUGCAGCCUCCGGGGAAUCACCAGCAGCCAUGCCGAGCUGGCUGGGUGCAAGAUGACCCUCACACCCACGCCGGCAGCCAGCGUCGCCCAAGCUUUCUUUUGUCUCUUGCUGUGCGUCCCCUGGGGCAGCUCCUGCCCCCCGAGCUGCCAAUGCACAGAGCGAGCAGGGGCAAAGGCUGUCCUCUGCAGCUCUCGGCACUUGGAGGAGAUCCCCAAGGACAUCCCCAAAGACGCAGUGUUCCUCAAGUUAGACGCCAACAGCAUCACCAGGAUCCCUAGCAAUGCCUUCAGGCACCUCUCCCACCUGGAGGAACUUGAUCUCUCCAGGAACGCCAUUGAGAAGAUCGACAGGGCAGCUUUCAAAGGGGUGGCUGCUGGGCUGCGUACCCUCGACCUCUCCAGCAACCGCAUCCGCAGCAUUCCCAAGGAGGCCUUGCUGGCACUUAAUGCGAAGCUCCGGCUGGCCAACAACCCCUGGCACUGUGAGUGUGCCUUGCAGGAGGUGCUGUGGGAGGCACGGCUGGACCCUGACUCCGUCCAGGACAUCACCUGCCACACAGCCCCACGCGAGGAGUAUGUGGGCAAACCACUGCUCCAGGUUCUGGAUGCCGGCGUCAACUUCUGCAGCGUGCGUCAGAGGACCACGGACGUGGCCAUGUUCAUCACCAUGUUCGGCUGGUUCGCCAUGGUCAUCGUCUAUGUGAUCUGCUAUGUCCGGCACAAUCGAGAGGACACCUGCAAGCAUGUUGAUUACCUGAAGUCACUGCCGAGCACCCAGGGCCAUGCAGAGACCACCAGCACUGCCCUGUAGCACAGGAUUGGGGUGCCCUGUUCCCAGCUUCUUUGCAGGGAGCCAGUGGCAACCUGGUGGGCUUCUAAGCUUCUCUAUGGGAUUUUCCAGUGCUUGCUCCAGUCCUGCAAAUGAGUGCCACUGACUUUGCCCCUCCCCAGCAAUGCUGGACUGAGCGUGAGCAAAUGACAUGGGGUAGGGAUGCUGGGGACACCCCAUGCAGACCUGUCAAUGGAGCCCAUGUUCCCAGGGAGGAACACCCCCCCAUGCAGACCCCUUCUCCCCUGCCAGAGUUGGGCUCGCAGGGAAAGCAGCCCCAGCCACAUGCUUGCGAUCCAUGUGGUUUAAAGAGAACAAGCCCAUGGGGCAGAGACAGACUGGGGGAGGGGGCUUUCAUAGGGCCUAGAGGUCCCUGGAGCCUGGGGUGCAGAGGGAUGGGUCACUCUGUGCAGUGGGGUCACCCUGUCCUGGCUCCAGUGAGGGACCGGCCUUGCAGAGAGCAGGACAUCAGCCCCCAGCUCCCGCGCAGCAUCUCAGCAGCCUCUGCCUGCCACCAGCAACCCGGGGGUAAGCUCCCAAACCUUUGAUUUCUCAAUAAAGCCUGCACAUAGGAAAA
Messenger RNA from Harpia harpyja (harpy eagle), 1501 nucleotides. Its product is annotated as leucine-rich repeat-containing protein 3-like. Gene Ontology annotation, molecular function: protein binding. Bases 1 to 906 code for a protein of 301 amino acids. The transcript has a single exon. Gene Ontology annotation, cellular component: plasma membrane. The record is from RefSeq and is a predicted model, not a curated record. Lineage: Eukaryota; Metazoa; Chordata; Aves; Accipitriformes; Accipitridae.